Cetraspora pellucida is the source of this 726-nucleotide messenger RNA. The record is from the annotation of a GenBank genome assembly. Lineage: Eukaryota; Fungi; Glomeromycota; Glomeromycetes; Diversisporales; Gigasporaceae.
AUGGAUUUAUUAGUAAAAACACUUAAAAGUAUCAAUUUAGUUCAUUUAAGUUUUUGGAAAUGUAAACUCAACUCACAAAGAUGUAAAUUAUUAGCGGAGAUCCUUUAUACAAAUACUUCCAUAACGGAUUUAUAUUUUGGUUGCAGCCAACUUGAUUCUGAAGGAGAAAAGGCAUUAGCAGAUGCUUUUUGUAAAAAUACCACUUUAGUCUCCUUAGACUUUUAUAAUAAUCAACUUGGAAAAUUAUUGGCAAAAUCACUUAUUAAAAAUGAUACUCUAACUCAUUUAAAACUUGCUUUCAAUAAUCUUGAAUGUGAGGCAGGAAAGUCAUUUGCCGAAGUUCUUUACAAAAAUACUACUCUAAUUUAUUUAAACCUUUAUGGCAAUAGGCUUGGUUUUGAAGGAAUAAAUGCAAUAGCAAAUGCACUCUGUGAAAAUGUUACUUUAACCAUCUUAAAUAUUGGAUAUAAUAAUAUUUGUAGUGAAUCAAUAAAAUCAUUAGCGAAGGCUUUACAUCAAAAUUCUUCUUUGGUAUCUUUGGAUCUCACAUUUAAUCACAUUCAUUCUGACAGUGGAAAAUUAUUAGCUGAAGCUCUUUUCACAAAUACUACUCUAACUUCUUUAGUUCUUUGUUCUAAUAACAUUAAUAACGAAAUUACAAGUGGAAUUAAUAAUUUGCUUGAAAGAAAUAGAAGGUUUCGUUUGAUGAAUAAUUUUUGUCAUUAA